AAAACAUACCCGUCGUUUGCUACUGACCGUUUCUCUCUAGACUAGCACAACAUGUCAGUGGAACUUUCGGAUGCGGCAAGAAACGCAGAUUUUAUCGUGAAAGAACCCUCGACGCAGUCGCGCAUAAUGCUAGGACACAAAUCGUCAGUGUUAGCAGCCGCGUUCUUCAAAGACGGUCGAAGGGUCGUCACCAGUUCAUCGGACAAAACCCUGCGAAUUUGGGAUGUGCAAAAAGAAGCAUUGGUAGGAGCGCCAUUCGAGGGACACAAGGGCUGGGUGCGAGCAGUUGCUAUAUCCCCAGAUGAUAGGAGAAUUGCGAGCGGCGGAGAGGACAAAACUAUUAUCCUAUGGAAUGUGGACAACAAACAGAAGACUUUGGAUCCGCUGGUGAAGCAUGCGCGCGAUGUGAACUCGUUGUGCUUCUCCCCCGAUGGCAAAAAACUGGCAAGCGGGUCAUCUGAUUGCACGGUUGUUGUAUGGGAUGCAGAGACUGGCGCUGUCCUCGCGACACUUCGUCAUAACAGUAUGGUGUUGACUGUGGUAUUCAGUCCCGAUGGGUUGAAAUUGGCCUCGGGAUCAAAAGACAAUACCAUCCGCGUUUGGCGCACUAAUGACACCGAGGUUCUUCUCGAGUUCAACGCUCACCAAGAUCGGGUUCGAAGCGUUGCGUGGUCUCAUGAUGGCCAGCAACUUGUCUCCACAUCAUACGACCAAACAGUCAAGUUUUGGAACUCGUCAAACGCAGACCAGAUUGGUCAACCUUGCGCUGGUCACACUGCCUGGAUCUACUCGCUCGCCAUCUCCUUUAACAACUCCUUCAUCGCCACUGCCUCUUGUGAUAACACGGUGCGGCUGUGGAGCACAAAAACACACCAACAGAUAGGGCAGGCACUUGAACACACUAGCUGGAUCGGCUGUGUUGUAAUUUCUCCCAAUGGAGAACUACUCAUGAGUGGAGAUGGAGAUGGGAAGGUUUGGCUCUGGUCCAUCAAGAACAUACUCGAAGAAUAUCAUGCGGAGGAUAGACUAAAGGAUGAGCAACAGCAACUGCUCACCAACGCUGCUGGCAAUGUUCUGUCGACACCUUUCAUAACGGACAUCGAUCGAAAUGACAUCCAAGCUCAGCCACGCAAUGAGGACUCUGACAAUUGCGACAUUAAAAACCAUUAUUCUUCGGACACUCAUGCAGCCUCUAGUAUCCUCUCGUUUUCCUCACCAUUCGACAGCCUUCCUAUGAACCCGACGGAGAUCGACACUGAUGGCGACAGCUGUAAUUCUUAUGCCAGUCGCUCGGUUGUAAUGGCGCGAAAUUCUGAUUGGGACCAGGCACUUCGAGAUGCAGUCAACUCAAUCGAUAUCCGACCCUCAUUAAUGGGCUGCAUCUCUAAGGGCAUUGCCCUUUGCGGCAAAGGGCAAGUUUGGAAUGCCAUGGAAGCUUUUGAUCUCGCUUUCACAUUUGCUACUCAUGAUUCGAUUACCAUUAAUCUUUUACUGUUGAUCAAGGCUAUUGCGCUUUUCAAUGCAGGUCAUCGUGAAGAGGCAAUCCGGCGAGUUCAAGACCUAGCCAUUGCCUGUCAGCACUUAGAUACACUUUCGUGCAAUGUCGUAAACUCAUAUCUACAUGUACGACUUGCAACCAUUGCUUUUGAGAAUGGGCGGUACUUCGAAGCUGCUGAACAAUUCACGGAGGUCCUCAUUACGAAUAUGAAUAUGGCUGGCUCAUCUUUACGCGCGGCACUGUGCGAAUCUAGAUUAAAGAUAUUCACCGUGGUCUGUCACAACAACGUCACAACACUUCCAAUAAUUGAUGACAUGCGCUUUGCAGCUCUUUGGUUGGGACUUAGAUUCAUUAUGGCAAACCAUCCACCAACGACAGUGUGACGCAUUCCUCCGCGCGGAUCAAGUGAUCGAAGCCAUCGAAGCGUAUCAAUACAUGAUGCACAUAUUUGACGAGGCUGAGAAGACCAGCUGUCUCGCAUGGUCUACCACCUUCAAGCAAGACUGCAUUGCACGCUGUGUGGCCAAGGGAAAAGAAGCUGUUGUUGCGAACGAUCAAGC
Suillus fuscotomentosus is the source of this 2058-nucleotide messenger RNA. RefSeq names its product WD40-repeat-containing domain protein. The record is from RefSeq and is a predicted model, not a curated record. The coding region runs from base 52 to 1881 and encodes 609 amino acids. Lineage: Eukaryota; Fungi; Basidiomycota; Agaricomycetes; Boletales; Suillaceae. Gene Ontology annotation, molecular function: protein binding. The transcript has 10 exons.